AAUGUAGUAAGAUAGAAUCACAGGAGCUCCCUAAGUAGCUAGCUCGCCUUUGGUUGGAAGAAUGGGCGCGGCGUGCGCUGACGACGCCGUUGCUGACAUAGAAGACUAUGCUGAAGGUAGUAGUGAUGACGUGCGACCAGCGCGGCCAGCCUUCCUUGGGCGCAGAGCGAAAGUUGAAGAUGCGUCGGCGGUCGCAGCACCAGCGAGUGUGCCAGGAACACAGGCGGUGUGGGUGAAAACGUUCGGCUGCUCCCACAACAUAUCGGACUCAGAAUACAUGGCCGGGCAGCUCAGCGACUACGGCUACCGGCUGGUGGAGGACGCAGAGCGAGAUGCCGCGGACCUGUGGCUCAUCAACAGCUGCACGGUCAAGGGGCCCAGCCAGGCGGGCAUGUCCAACCUCAUCGCCGCGGGGAAGGCGGGCGGCAAGCGCGUGGUGGUGGCGGGCUGCGUGCCGCAGGGAGACAAGAAGCUGCCGGAGCUGCAGGGCGUCAGCGUUCUGGGCGUGACCCAGAUCGACCGUGUGGUUGAGGCGGUGGAGGAGACGCUGCGGGGCAACACCGUGAGCAUGCUGGCGAAGAAGGCACUGCCGCGGCUGGACCUGCCCAAGGUGCGCCGCAACAAGCACAUCGAGAUUGUGCCCAUCUCCACUGGCUGCCUGGGCGCCUGCACCUAUUGCAAGACCAAGCACGCGCGCGGCCACCUGGGCAGCUAUGACCCGGCGGCGCUGGCGGAGCGGGUGCGGCAGGCGGCGGCCGACCCCUGGGUGCGCGAGAUCUGGCUCAGCAGCGAGGACACGGGCGCCUACGGCCGCGACAUCGGCUCCUCGCUGCCGGAGCUGCUGGACAAGCUCAUUGCCGUACUGCCGCCCGACGGCCGUACACUGCUGCGUGUGGGCAUGACCAACCCGCCGUACGUGCUGGAGCACCUGGAGGCUCUGUGCAAGGCGCUGCGCCACCCAUGCGUCUUCUCCUACUUGCACGUGCCCGUCCAGAGCGCCAGUGACGCCGUGCUUGAGGCAAUGAAGCGCGAGUACACCGUGGCGGAGUUCCGGCGUGUCAUUGACACGCUGCUGGCCGGCGUGCCGGGCAUGGAGCUGGCCACAGACAUCAUCACCGCGUUCCCCGGCGAGUCCCCCGAGGACCACGCGGCCACACUGGAGCUGCUACGCACCUACCGCUUCCCGCACACCCACAUCUCCCAGUUCUACCCGCGUCCCGGCACACCGGCUGCGCGGAUGAAGAACAAGAUUCCCACGCAGGUGUCCAAGCAGCGCUCCCGGGAGCUGGCGGCGGAGGUGGACAGCUGGGCCGACGUGUACCAGCACCUGGUGGGCACGGUGCAGCGGGCGGUGGUGGUGGACACGGCGGCGGACGGCGUGAGCCUGGUGGCCCACACCCGCAGCUACACGCAGGUGCUGCUGGAGCCGCAGCCGGGGCUGAUGGGGGCGGUGGUGGAAGUGGCCAUUGACAGCGCCUCGCGCUGGUCCGUGCGCGGCCGCGUGGUGGGCUGGCACUUCAGGCCGGACAAUGUGGUACUAGAGGACGCGGCCAUGUGCUCGGCAGCGGCCAAGGCAGCAGCGGCCAAGGCAGCGGCGACGAGCCCCGGGGUGCAGGCAGCCACACCUGCUGCCGCGGCAUGCUCGUCGAGCGAGUGCUGCGGCGGGUCGACCUGCGGCGGCGGCGGCGGAGGCGGAGGCGGCGGCGGAGGCGGAGGCGGAGGCGGAGGCGGAGGCGGAGGCGGAGGCGGAGGCGGAGGCGGAGCCGGCAGCAGCGGCGCGGGCGCGGGCGCGGGCGGGGCUGCAGGAGCGGGUGUUGCUGGCGCGGUCAACGGCGAUUGCGAAGGCGCGGGAGCAGCGGCGGCCGGGAUGGGGGCGUGCGGGGCUUCAUGUGCCUGCAUGGGCUCCGGUCUCCACACGGCGACCUCGGGGCCAGCGCUGUCAGGGCGGGCGGCGGAGCAGCGGGCACAGCAGCAGGCGGCGACCACGUCAUCUGCAACACCCCCAUCAGCCGCCGCGCCACCAGCAGCAGCAGCAUCCCUAACGUCCACGACCUCACAAAAGGCGGCGGCAGCACCUGUGACCUCCACAAGCACGCUGGGGCCUGCCAGUGCCGCACACAGCAGCCGGGGGCAAGAGGCCGACUCCAAGCCGUCUGCAUCUGUAUCACCGGCAGCAGCAGCAGCAACAGCAGCGGUCAGCAGCAGUGCGGCGCGGCCUCCUGCCGGCUCUGCAAGGCCGCUCGCGCUAUCAGAUGGGCUGGUGGUGCUGGCGAUGGUUGUUGGGCUGGUUGGGAUGCUGCUUGCGGGCACUGCGGCGCUUUUAGAGCUUGUGUACGGUAUCGGGGGCAACAUUGCGGGCUCCGGAGGUGGGCAUGGAGGCGUGGCGGGCACGCAUGCCGGGGCGUCGCCGGCGGGGAGAUGAGGCGAGGUCUAUCUUAGUUGUUUUGCCAUUUUGCGAAAGGUCUAGGUUUGCUCAUGGCGGGACGCCAGUGGCAGUUGCCUGCUUUCCUCGCAUACAUCGAACACCAAAUUGCUCGCUGGUCGUGGUGAUUGCGGGUGGCCUUGACCGCUGCUGUUCAGGGCUGUUGCGGAUUGUGGAGCGUGCGCGGCGGUGGUUAAUGCUGCUGGUGCUUACGUGCGCGUGUGCAUGGAAGGAAUGGU
Chlamydomonas reinhardtii is the source of this 2661-nucleotide messenger RNA. RefSeq lists its product as uncharacterized. The coding region runs from base 62 to 2422 and encodes 786 amino acids. Gene Ontology annotation, biological process: tRNA methylthiolation. The record is from RefSeq and is a predicted model, not a curated record. Gene Ontology annotation, cellular component: endoplasmic reticulum. Lineage: Eukaryota; Viridiplantae; Chlorophyta; Chlorophyceae; Chlamydomonadales; Chlamydomonadaceae. The transcript is spliced from 15 exons. Gene Ontology annotation, molecular function: tRNA (N(6)-L-threonylcarbamoyladenosine(37)-C(2))-methylthiotransferase activity; 4 iron, 4 sulfur cluster binding.